Messenger RNA from Racocetra fulgida, 661 nucleotides. NCBI's taxonomy places the organism in Eukaryota, Fungi, Glomeromycota, Glomeromycetes, Diversisporales, Gigasporaceae. The record is from the annotation of a GenBank genome assembly.
AUGGUUGCCUCGGCUGAGCCGAAGCAACAAUGUGAAUAUAAUGCUGCAUCUUCAAAAAGAAGUUCAAAUGAAAUAAAAGAAGUGUAUAACGUUGUUCUUUUAAGUCAAUCGGUUAAAGAUAAUCAACUGGAUUGGUUAAAAAAUUGUUACAAUAGAACUGCUGGAAGUUCAACAAAAAGCAUUUAUGAUAUUAAAAAUAAAAAUUUCGUAAAGGAUGUGUCUGUUAAUGGUUUUAGCGCUUACUCUGCCUGGUUUACUGCGGAUUUUGCUAACAAUGUAGUAAAGAAGAAAGAUGGUGUCACUGUCGUAGAAAAAGAUGGUACUAUGAAAGUUAAUUACGUGGUUCCACGUAAAAAAUCUACGGUUUUUGCUGUAAGAGUUCUUGGAGAUGAUGGUUCUGGUAAUAAUGCAGAUGUUAUAUCUGGACUGACGUUCGUUCUAAGCCAGCAUGCUAAAUCAAAAACUAAAAAUACCUCAUUGGGUAUUAAAUCUGACACAGAUACUGCUGUACUUUCGGGAACCUCUCAAGCAAUACCACAUGUUGCUGGUACAAUAGCUCUUAUUAUUGCUAAAAACGGUAAUCAAAGUCCAGCAAAGAUGGCCACUACAUUGAAAGAUUUGUCAUCUAAAAAUGCAUUGAAUAUUGAUGCUAAUGCUAAAG